ACAUACAUAUUCAGUGGUGAGUAAGAACAGGAGUAGAAAGCCUUACUUACCACAGUUUAUUAUAUGUUUCAUGCCCGUGAUGAUGACUUUUGUAAUGCCACUUGUGAAAAAAUUGAUCAGAUUAGGAUGAAUCACCUCGCUGGGACCAACAGUUAUUGGAAUGAUUCUCCACGUGUGACUUUGUUGCACUCUUACAAAAUGUGGCAGGAUAGACCUGCCCAGCCAUCGUGCCGAUGUUUAUUUGUAAUGCUGCCUUAAGGAGAUGAGGAGAUGAGAGCCAAUUGUUCCAGCAGCUCAGCCUGCCCUGCCAACACUUCAGAGGAGGAGCUGCCGGUGGGACUGGAGGUACAUGGGAACUUGGAACUGGUUUUCACAGUGGUGUCCACCGUGAUGAUGGGGCUGCUCAUGUUCUCUUUGGGAUGCUCCGUGGAGUUCCGGAAGCUGUGGUCACACAUCAGGAGACCCUGGGGCAUUGCUGUGGGACUGCUCUGCCAGUUUGGGCUCAUGCCUUUUACAGCCUAUCUCCUGGCCAUCAGCUUCUCUCUGAAGCCAGUCCAAGCUAUUGCUGUUCUCAUCAUGGGCUGCUGCCCAGGGGGAACCAUCUCUAACAUUUUCACCUUCUGGGUUGAUGGAGAUAUGGAUCUCAGCAUCAGUAUGACAACCUGCUCCACUGUGGCUGCCUUGGGAAUGAUGCCGCUCUGCAUCUAUCUCUACACUUGGUCCUGGAGUCUUCAGCAGAAUCUCACCAUUCCUUACCAGAACAUAGGAAUUACCCUUGGGUGCCUGACCGUCCCUGUGGCCUUCGGUGUCUAUGUGAAUUACAGGUGGCCAAAACAAUCCAAAAUCAUUCUCAAGAUUGGGGCCGUUGUUGGUGGGCUCCUCCUUCUGGUGGUCACAGUUGCCGGUGUGGUCCUGGCAAAAGGAUCUUGGAAUUCAGACAUCACCCUUCUGACCAUCAGUUUCAUCUUUCCUUUGAUCGGCCAUAUCACGGGUUUUCUGCUGGCACUUUUUACCCACCAGUCUUGGCAAAGGUGCAGGACGAUUUCCUUAGAAACUGGAGCUCAGAAUAUUCAGAUGUGCAUCACCAUGCUCCAGUUAUCUUUCACUGCUGAGCACUUGGUCAAGAUGUUGAGUUUCCCGCUGGCCUAUGGACUCUUCCAGCUGAUACAUGGAUUUCUUAUCGUUGCAGCAUAUCAGACGUACAAGAGGAGACUGAAGAACAAACAUGGAAAAAAGAACUCAGAUUGUAUAGAAGUCGGCCAUACGAGGAAAUCAACUUCUUCCAAAGAGACCAGUGCUUUCUUGGAGGUGAAUGAAGAAGGUGCCGUCACUCCUGGGCCACUGGAGCCAGUGGAUUGCCACAGGGCUCUCGAGUCAAUUGACCACAUCACUUCAUGUGAAUAGCAGGGACUUGCUGGUUGGACUGGCCCCCUUCGUUUUCAGCAGCCAGUAAAGACAGUGUGCAGCUGACACGUGAAUCUUGUUAGGGCCAGUGUGAAUAUUUCAAUGUCCAAUGUUAGAAUAUUUAUAUUUCCAUGUGGAUUGUGAAUUGUGAUAGGAUCACUUUUGGAGAUUCCCAUUUGAAGAAGUUUCUUCUGGGGGUUAACAUAAUGUAUCAAUGAGCUGCCUUGCACGUUCUUAUCUUCCCAUGCAGCAAAUAGUACCUGGCAGUAGGUAAAAUCCUACUGCAUAAUGGGAACUCAUCCUCAUGUUGUGGGGUUUAAUUUAAGAAGAGUUAGGACUGUGAGUAGAGGAGAUGUCACCUCAUACUGCAGGGCAACGCAGACCUACGUGACUUCUUGACUCUGGGCAGAGUCCUCUGGUGCACUGGAGGGGUGGGAAACACAUAGCUCUUAUAAAAAAUGGGGCAGUUUUCUCAAAUGAUUAUUAUUUUUAAGAAAUUGAAAAUAUUUUUUGCUUAUAGAUGUAAUACAAGCUUGGAGAGAAUUUAAAAAACACAUAAGGUUAAACGUGAAAUGCCCUGUAUUUUCACUCUGUAAAGACAGACACAUGUGGCCGGGCACAGUGGCUCAUGCCUGUAAUUCCAGCACUUUGGGAGGCUGAGGCAGGC
Molecule: messenger RNA, 2071 nt
Organism: Sapajus apella (tufted capuchin)
Lineage: Eukaryota; Metazoa; Chordata; Mammalia; Primates; Cebidae
Gene: SLC10A6
Product: solute carrier family 10 member 6
Exons: 6
Coding region: 271-1404 (377 amino acids)
Biological process (GO): bile acid and bile salt transport
Cellular component (GO): membrane
Molecular function (GO): bile acid:sodium symporter activity
Source: RefSeq, a predicted model, not a curated record